This is a messenger RNA of Camponotus floridanus (Florida carpenter ant), 1639 nucleotides long. RefSeq names its product transmembrane protein 26. Lineage: Eukaryota; Metazoa; Arthropoda; Insecta; Hymenoptera; Formicidae. The coding region runs from base 4 to 1521 and encodes 505 amino acids. The record is from RefSeq and is a predicted model, not a curated record. The transcript is spliced from 6 exons.
AUUAUGACAAAGUUCUUGGCGACAGUUAAAGCAAUACUUACGCGCCUGGUGUUCGCAUCGCAUGGCUUUAUUGCUAUUUGGCAAGUGACAACUUUCAAGAAGAAUCCAUUUUUCUGGUACCUGAGUUGUCCCAUCGUGUUGCUGUUCUUCGAGGGCAUUUUUACGCUAACUAUAAAGGAAAGUCAAGAAUGGAAAUGGUUUUGCCCAUCUGUAUUUUUAUAUCUCAGUAGUGUGGUGCCCGCAAUUUGGCUAUUGGAAUUAGACAAAGUGGAUAGAAGACUAAAAUACCGCGAAUCGAAUAUUAAUAUAUCCGAGAAUUUCGAUUUAUCCAAUUUAGCAGCCGGUGAUUUGAAGCAUCUAGAAGAUGCUCUCGGCGUUGAUAUUCAAUUACCGGAUAUUCAGAUUUCUACGGAAACAUGGGUCACUUUGAUCGAACAAUUUUUAAUGUUGGUUCUAAUAAUCGGUCGCUGGAUGUUACCGAAGGGUGACUUAACUCGCGAUCAACUCAGUCAGCUUCUAUUGGUCUACAUCGGGACCGCGGCUGAUAUUAUCGAGUUCUUCGACUCCUUCAAGGAGGACAGAAUAGCGCGGGAGCCUGUGCUCGUCUAUCUAACUCUAAGCAUUUGGGCAUGGUCCCUGAUGCAAUUUACGGUCGUGCUAACUGCCACUAAAUCGAGAAAAUCUCGACUUUCUAGCAGCGUUCCCAAGAAGAAGACCCGGACGGAAACCAGCUGCUGCAGUAUCGAUGUGUGGGGAAUCGCCCUGAACAUGAUUCUUCAGGACGGACCGUUUCUGGCGUUUCGCUUGAUAUUGAUAAUUCAUUAUCAGAUAGUCAGUUACAUGAACAUAUUUUUCACAUGCAAAAAUACGCUUGUAAUAUUGCUGCAGUUGUACCGACUUUACGUUGUGCAAAGCGAAAAUAAAAGCAAACGGAGUAAGAAAUAUAACAAAAUGGAGAUGUCAAAUAUCAGCAUUAUUUCCCGAGGCGACAUGUACAAAGACGUAAGAAUGAAAAAUUCGCGAGAUGAUAAUAGGCAUAGAAGACGACGUGAUAGAGACAUAGAAGCAAAUUACAGUGAAACCGAAGAUUCGAUGGAGGAUAACGAUAAGUUUGAUUCAUCCCCCAGGAACGUUGCUUGCUCCAAACGGAAAAGUCGUCAAGAUACCGGAUACUCGACGUCGAGUUCCCGUAAUUCUAGCAAACAGAGUAAAUCGCAAAAACGCGAGAGGAAGAGAAGAUUGUCGCGUAAAGAGGAAAUGAGACACGAUACAUCUGACGAGGAGAGACGUAAGAGAAGAGAAGACAGAAAAUCUUCCGAGAGAAGUGAAAGGAAGUCGACAAAGAGUAAGAAUGACGACGGUCCUGGUAAAGCCCCUAAUCGGAAGUAUGACAGUGAAAAUGAAUCCUCCAGUGAAGAGCAAACCGAAAGUAAGACUAUCAGCAAAGACAGCGAAUCAGAAUUUGACAGAAACAGCGCUCGUAAAUACACGCAUCGCAAGCGGAGGCAGGACAGAGAUUGACAGCGGAAUUUGGGUAUUAUAGCAUUGUUGUUCAUUUAUUCUGCAAUUUUUAUCAAUUGCAUCCUAUUUAUAUAUGCUGGAAUUAAUAACGGCAUAAUAUUAAUUACGAAAACGAGAC